Molecule: messenger RNA, 3459 nt
Organism: Colossoma macropomum (tambaqui)
Lineage: Eukaryota; Metazoa; Chordata; Actinopteri; Characiformes; Serrasalmidae
Product: NACHT, LRR and PYD domains-containing protein 12-like
Molecular function (GO): protein binding
Source: RefSeq, a predicted model, not a curated record
AUGGAUGCAGGGUCACUAGCUGACAGACACUUUUUAAUAAACAGAAACAUCAUAAAAGAACGCUCCCUCAGGCUGGAGUCGAGCUGUGAGAGCGGAUCUCAGCAGGAGCUGGAGCACAAAGUCAUCUCUGUGGUAAAGAAUCAGCUGAAGAGGUUUGUGAAGCUUCUAAAUCUGAAUUACCCAGCAUGCUCUGAGAGAGAGGUGGAGAAUGAGGAGGAUCAGAUUGUCAGAGAGGGAGCAUUAAAGAUCACACUGCACCUCCUGAGGAACAUGAACCAGACAGACCUUGCUAACACACUACAGACCAAACUGGCUCCUUCUCAUCAAAAGCUCAAAUCCACACUGAAGGAAAGGUUUCAGAAAAUUAAUGAAGGAAUCACAAAUUCUGGAACCUCAAUACCUCUGAAGAAGAUCUACACAGAGCUGUACAUCACAGAGGGCGGGAGUGGAGAGGUCAAUAAUGAACAUGAGGUCAGACAGAUUGAAACAGCAUCCUGGAGACCAGCAACACAGGAGACCCCAAUCAAAUGCAACGACAUCUUUAAAGACAAACCCAUCAGAACUGUGCUGACUAAAGGAGUCGCUGGAAUUGGAAAAACAGUCUCUGUGCAGAAGUUCAUUCUGGACUGGGCUGAAGGAAAAGCCAAUCAGGAUGUUCUCUUCAUAUUUCCACUUCCUUUUAGAGAGCUCAACUUGAUGAAGAAGAAGAAGCUCAGUCUGGUGGAUCUUCUUCAUCAGUUUUUUACAGACAUAAAAGAAUUAAAACCAAGAGACUAUGAUGAUUAUAAAGUAAUGUUUAUCUUUGAUGGUCUGGAUGAAUGUCGACUUCCUCUAGAUUUCCAGAACAAUGAGAGCUUAUUUGAUGUAACACAGUCAGCCUCAGUGGAUGUGCUGCUGACAAACCUCAUCAAGGGGAAUCUGCUUCCCUCUGCUCUCCUAUGGAUAACUACUCGACCAGCAGCAGCCAAUCAGAUUCCUCCUGACUGUAUUAACCAGGUAACAGAGGUACGAGGGUUCAGUGACCCUCAGAAAGAGGAAUACUUCAGGAAAAGAAUCAGUGAUCAGAGCCUUGCUGAAAGAAUCGUUACACACAUGAAGUCCUCAAGAAGCCUCUACAUCAUGUGCCACAUCCCAGUCUUCUGCUGGAUUGCAGCCACUGUUCUAGAGAGGAUGUUGGGUGAAGCAGAGAGUGGAGAGAUCACCAAGACUCUGACUCAAAUGUUCACACACUUCCUGAUCUUUCAGAUCAAACACAGCAGCCAAAAGUACCCAAAAAGUGACAUUGAUCAUGAGCAGACUAGAAAGAUCAUUCUGGCGCUGGGAAAACUGGCUUUCCAACAGCUGGAAAAAAGAAACCUGAUCUUCUAUGAGGAAGACCUGAGAGAGUGUGGCAUUGAUGUCAGAGAAGUGUCAGUGUACUCCGGAGUGUGUACUCAGAUCUUCAGAGAAGAGUUUGUGCUGAACCUGAGGAAGGUUUUCAGCUUUGUGCAUCUGAGCGUUCAGGAGUUUCUGGCUGCUUUAUAUGCAUUUCUUUCCUUCUCACACUAUAAAAAUGUACUACCUGGAUUUCUCAAUUUGUUCAAAAAGUCAACAGUGUCUGACUUCCUCAAGGCUGCAGUGGACAGGGCCUUGCAGAGUGACAAAGGACACCUGGACCUUUUCCUUCGCUUCCUUCUGGGUCUCUCACUGGAAUCCAAUCAGACUCUCUUACGAGGCCUACUGACACAGACUGGAAAUAGCUCUUAUAGCAAACAGGAAAUAGUCCAGUACAUCAAGGAGAAGAUCAGGGAGAAUCUCUCUCCAGAGAAAACAAUCAGUCUGUUCCACUGUCUGAAUGAACUGAAUGAUCAUUCUCUAGUGCAGGAAGUUCAAGCAUACCUGAACAGAGAAAGUUCCAGGGGCCUCCGUGGAGCUAAUCUCUCUCCUACUCAGUGGUCAGCUGUGGCAUUUGUGAUGCUGAAUUCAGAAGAGGAGCUGGAUGAAUUUGACCUGAGUAAAUUUGACAGAUCAGAGAAAUGUCUUCUGAGACUGCUGCCAGUGGCAAAAUUGUCCAGAAAAGUUGUGCUACAUGACUGCAAUAUUACAGAGAAAGGCUGUGCUGCUCUGGUUUCAGCUCUGAAAUCAAACCCCUUACACCUGAGAGAGCUGAAUCUGAACAACAAUAAGCCAGGAGAGUCAGGAGUAAAGCUGCUCUCUGAUCUACUGAAGGAUCCACAAUGUAAACUGGAGACAGUACAGCUGUCUCACUGCAGUAUCAUAGAAAAAGGCUGUGCUGCUCUGGUUUCAGCUCUGAAAUCAAACCUCUCACAUCUGAGAGAGCUGAAUCUGAGCUGCAAUAAACCAGGAGAGUCAGGAGUGAAGCUGCUCUCUGAUCUACUGGAGGAUCCACACUGUAAACUGGAGAAUAUACAUGUGUGUGACUGCAGUAUUACAGAGGAAGGCUGUGCUGCUCUGGUUUCAGCUCUUAAAUUAAACCCCUCACACCUGAGAGAGCUGAAUCUGAACUGGAAUAACCCAGGAGAGUCAGGAGUGAAACUGCUCUCUGAUCUACUGGAGGAUCCACACUGUAAACUGGAGAAACUACAGCUGAGUUGGUGUGAUCUCACAGAGAAAAGCUGUGCAGUUCUGUCCUCAGCUCUCAACUCAAACUCCUCAAGUCUGAGAGAACUGAACUUGGGUUUCAAUGAACUUCAGGAUUCAGGAGUGAAGCUGCUCUCUGCCAGACUGAAGAAUCCACACUGUAAACUGGAGACACUGAGUCUGUCUGGCUGCAGUAUUACAGAGGAAGGAUGUGCUUCACUGGCUUCAGCUCUGAAAUCAAACCCCUCAUACCUGAGACAGCUGGAUCUGAGCUGGAAUAAACUAGGAGAGUCAGGAGUGAAGCUGCUCUCUGAUCUACUGAAGGAUCCACACUGUAAACUGGAGAAACUACAACUGCGUGGUUGUGAUCUCACAGAGAAAAGCUGCACAGUUCUGUCCUCAGCUCUCAGCUCAAAUUCCUCAAGUCUAAGAGAACUGAACCUGAGUGGGAAUAAUCUGCAGGAUUCAGGAGUGAAGCUGCUCUCUGCCAAACUGAAAAAUCCACACUGUAAACUGGAGACACUGGGGCUGCGUGAUUGUGAUCUCACAGAGAAAAGCUGCACAGUUCUGUCCUCAGCACUCAGCUCAAAUUCCUCAAGUCUAAGAGAGCUUAACCUGAGUGGGAAUAAUCUGCAGGAUUCAGGAGUGAAGCUGCUCUCUGCUGGACUGCAAAAUACACACUGUAAACUGGAGACACUGGGGCUGUCUGACUGCAGUAUAACCAAGGAAGGCUGUGCUGCUCUGGUUUCAGCUCUGAAAUCAAACCCCUCACACCUGAGAGAGCUGAAUCUGCUCUCCAAUAAACCAGGAGAUUCAGGAGUGAAGCUGCUCUCUGAUCUACUGGAGGAUCCACACUGUAAACUGGAGACACUACAGUGA